This is a messenger RNA of Pieris napi, 6350 nucleotides long. It is a transcript of the gene Shal, whose product is annotated as potassium voltage-gated channel protein Shal. The coding region runs from base 20 to 1852 and encodes 610 amino acids. Gene Ontology annotation, cellular component: voltage-gated potassium channel complex; membrane. Gene Ontology annotation, molecular function: A-type (transient outward) potassium channel activity; protein binding. Gene Ontology annotation, biological process: potassium ion transmembrane transport; protein homooligomerization. The record is from RefSeq and is a predicted model, not a curated record. Lineage: Eukaryota; Metazoa; Arthropoda; Insecta; Lepidoptera; Pieridae. The transcript is spliced from 6 exons.
GUGGCGCCGAAAGCACGUGAUGGCGUCCGUCGCCGCAUGGCUGCCUUUCGCGCGCGCCGCGGCCAUCGGCUGGGUCCCUAUAGCCACACACCCCCUUCCCCCCCCGCCGGUGCCCAAAGACAGGCGCCGUGCUGAGGAUGAAAAGCUUCUCAUUAAUGUCUCUGGACGACGGUUUGAAACCUGGAGAAACACCCUGGAAAAAUAUCCAGACUCACUUCUUGGUUCCUCUGAAAGAGAGUUCUUCUAUGAUGAAGACAGCCGAGAAUACUUCUUUGAUAGAGACCCUGAUAUAUUCAGACACAUACUCAAUUACUACAGAACAGGAAAGCUACACUAUCCAAAACAUGAGUGCUUAACUGGUUAUGAUGAAGAGUUAGCGUUUUUCGGCAUUUUGCCCGAUGUUAUUGGUGAUUGUUGCUAUGAAGACUAUAGAGAUAGGAAACGAGAGAAUGCUGAGCGUCUCAUGGAUGACAAGCUCAGUGAAGCUGGCGACCAGAGUCUGCCACAGCUUACAGAUUUGCGGCAAAAGAUGUGGAGGGCGUUCGAGAACCCUCAUACAUCAACUGCUGCUCUAGUAUUUUACUAUGUUACCGGAUUUUUCAUUGCCGUCUCAGUUAUGGCGAAUGUAGUAGAAACAGUUCCCUGUGGACAUCGGCCAGGUCGCGCAGGAACCUUACCUUGUGGAGAGAGAUAUAAGAUAGUCUUCUUUUGUUUAGACACAGCCUGUGUAAUGAUUUUCACUGCUGAAUAUUUGUUGAGGCUGUUCGCAGCGCCAGAUAGAUGCAAAUUCGUUAGAUCGGUGAUGUCGAUCAUUGAUGUGGUGGCAAUUUUGCCAUAUUAUAUUGGAUUGGGGAUUACUGACAACGAUGAUGUGUCGGGAGCCUUUGUGACCUUGAGAGUGUUUAGAGUGUUCAGAAUCUUCAAGUUUUCAAGGCAUUCGCAGGGAUUACGUAUCUUGGGUUAUACUUUGAAGUCAUGCGCCAGUGAGCUGGGAUUUCUGGUCUUUUCCCUGGCGAUGGCCAUCAUUAUUUUUGCAACUGUUAUGUUCUACGCUGAGAAGAAUGAACAGGAUACCAACUUCACUUCCAUUCCUGCUGCUUUUUGGUACACCAUUGUCACCAUGACUACACUUGGGUACGGAGACAUGGUACCCGGCACUAUCGCUGGUAAGAUAGUGGGAGGUGUGUGUUCCCUUUCGGGAGUACUCGUCAUCGCUCUGCCUGUGCCUGUCAUUGUCUCUAACUUCUCGCGGAUCUAUCAUCAGAACCAGAGAGCUGAUAAGAGGAAGGCUCAAAGAAAAGCUCGGCUCGCCCGCAUCCGUAUUGCCAAAGCUUCAUCAGGUGCUGCUUUCGUCUCCAAGAAGAAGGCUGCUGAGGCUCGUCUGGCUGCUCAGGAGUCUGGAGUGGAGCUGGAUGACGCAGGAAGGGAUGAGGAUAUCUUUGAGUUGCAGCAUCACCACCUUUUAAGAUGCCUAGAACGAACUACGGAUCGUGAGUUUGUUGAAAUGGAAAACCCAUUCAAUGGGGCCGCUAAACGGCCUGGAUCUCCUUCGCCUCUAGCGUCGCCUGCGCAUUCUGGCCGCGCACCUGCCUUAUUGGCUUGUUGCGCUCGAUGCGGCUGCUGUCCACAGAAAUAUCAGGUCCUGCUAUUAGACUCGAGUAGAAAACGAGCGCGGGGUACUCGGCGUUACACGGCGACGUCGCGGCCGUCAGACACUUCUGUGUCGGCCGCGCCCAGUGAAGACCCCUUACCACAAGCUUGCGGCAAAUACAUUCCAGCUGGCAGCACAGUGCAAGGGAACCAGACGGGCGUAGCAAUGGAUGGUACAUAUCUCGUGGAGGCGUCUUUCUAGGACCCGUCGACAAGUGCUCAACAAGAGAGCUAUGUGUAAGCCAGAUAGGACUGGAGUGAUUUGCCGCAAUUAUUAGGUUAUUUCUACAGAAGUAACAUAAAACUGCCUGAUAUUCAGAUAUCAUAGACUUUAAAUGGAGACCUUGAGAUGUCUGGUCAAACCUUUUUAUGACAAUUGAAAAAUGACAUUGACAAAGUAACACGUGAAUCUGUAUGAAUAUAUAAUUUGAAUGUAUUGAGACUUAGAUGUAGGUAGUAAAUUCAAUUAUAGUGUGAGUUAAGAUAAAAUAAUUUGCGAAAUCUAGACUGCUUUUUCAAUCUUCAGGUCUUCAUUGACAUCAAUGUCCAUCUUUUCUGAUAGUUUAGUCUAACAGUAUUAAAAGAUUAGAUUUACGAGAACUUCUUUAAAAAAUAUCAAGUUAAUCAAAUUUAGAGCAGAAAGCUACUGGCUAAUUACUAUUAAAUGUUAGCUAGAAACAAUGUUACAUUAUCCCAUACAAAACCUGCUUUUGGGACUUCAUAAUAGUAAUUAAUACAAAUCAUAUCAUAGGCAGAUAGUUUCGUUCAAGGGAAUUGAGCACUGAGAAUCCUGCUUUUUGUUAUACUAUCAGGAUACUUGUGCCUUCAAAAUUCAUUUACAUACUGUUACUCUGUGUUAGUGAAGUUUUAGAUAUAGAAAUAUAUUCUCGUAUCGGAGUCGUAUCGGUAAAGGCACGUAGCAGUGACGACUGUUCUUAAUAAGCUAUCUUUUAAGCUUACAAUUGUACCUUAAUGUAUAUAUUUAAAGUGCACAAAUUGUAUAUGAGAUACUUCAGUUUGAUGUCUAUUACCUACCAAAUAAGUAUUCAGAAGAAAAUGCCAAAUUGUGAAAAUGUCAUUUUUGUGUACUUUCUUGUGGUGUGUAGAGCGAAUGGAAACUCGAACGGAUUUCGGCUCGAACUAAAUUCACCAAUCUCGACCAACGUUUGGUACAAUGAAUUCAAUCACUGACUUUGAAUAUGAGGUCUAGUCUGUUAGAUAAACUAUAUGUAUACGCUACGUGCCGUUUAACUAUUCUAUAUCAACAGUGGCGGAUUUACAGAUUUUCAAGGUAUAGGCUGUAAAUUUUGCCGCCAUGCCCAUGCAAGUGUCAUGUCCUAGAUUAAUUUUCGAAUUCAACAAUUUCGUUAAAAUUGCACGUAAAAUAAUUUUUGAGUUGGUUUUUGAGCACAAACCAUCCAGUCUCCCACCAGUACUUGAAGAGGGAAAUGCAAUUUCGCUCUUUUUACUUAUUCAAAGUGUGAGCUGAGGGCGUAGAGGUCGAUUAUUAAUUGGGGGUUGCGCAAAAUUUGUUGCAGAGUAAAACAUCAGUAAAAAUCGUCAUGCAGAAAUCUAUUUGAUUUCUGAGGUAGCAAAAAAAUCGGUUCCCGAAUUCGCCGCCCUAAAAACCGCCCUAGGCUCCAGCCUACUCAAGCCUGCCUGUAAAACCGCCACUGUAUAUCAAAUUUCGGAUGCAAUGAAAAAACAAUGAAAUGUUCGUCAUCCAAUGUUUUAAUUCGUAGUCCCUAAAUAUAUGGAUGUCUUAUGAUCGCUAUAGUUAUAAUGUUAUGUAUAGAUAGAUGAAUUUAUGUGGUUAUAAUAGAAAUUAUUUAAUUUAAUUGUUAAAUCUAGACUUAAGUAAUAUCUGCGGGUGCAUUGAAUGCGUUGAUAAGGUAUUUAUAUUUUUUCUUUAUAAGAUUGGUACAAACGUGUAAUGAAAAACAUUUGAUUUUUGUAUAGAAGUCUGUAAGAAACUGCUUUUAGCUGUCCACCUAUUUAUUUUUCUCCUAUUUUGUAUGUCGUGAUGUAAAGAAAGUGGUAUUAUUAUUUAUACACUGGAACGAUAUUUAUAAUGAUUUUACUCUAUCUGAAUACUCUAUAAGCAGGCUGUGUUUAUUAGAAUAAUCUUAUACUAAUUUAUUAAUUAAUAAUAAAAGAGUUUAAUUUAAACCUGUACUGGUUUUUCAAAGUGUAUGUUUGAUAUAAGAUUGAGGGACGUACUCGACUGUCUAAACUGUCUAACUUCCCUAUAAGAAACGUUUUAAAGUAAUCUUGUACGUAAUUGUUUGUAUAUUUAUGAAAUUUUAUUUCAUUACCGAGAACGUGUUAAUUUAUACGAACGUUUUGUACCGAUCUUAUAACGUGUAUUAAAACCGAAUUCAGUGUUAAUAAAAUUUCUUCCAAAUAAUGCCAUUAUUACUAAUCAAACGUAGUUUCAAUUUGAUAAAUUAAUAAUUAAGUAUUAUAAUGUUCUUGUAACUUCGUAACGCGCAAAAUAUCUAUAAAUAAAUAUUUAAUGAAUGAAUGGUCUUAUUAAAAAUUGUUCUAGAAUCUAUUGUCUCGUUUAUUUACUCGACACUGCUAGAGACAAAAGAUUCUAUAGCUAUUUAAUAAUUUUAACAGUCAGAAUUCGAGUUUAAUUAUUAUAUUGAAUUCCUGUGAUUUUUAGUCCUUUAGAUAUAUUUUAGUAUCUUGUCCAUGCUUUGUAAAUUGACAAUAUUUAUAUUAUAGAUUAUUUUUAAUAUAUUUAAACCUUGUAUCGUAAAUUCGAACAUUCAAGAAAAACUAUUUUUUUUAAUACUUGAAUAAGGAAGUUACGAUGAUAUCUCCUGUAAUAGGUUUUCAUUUGAAAUCAAAUAUUUUUAUUACAAUGUAAUAAAAUAUAAACUUUUGAAUCUAAAUAUUGGGAAUUAAGAACUCUUGCAACUGGUUUUUCAUAUCAGGACCUUUCUUAAGCUUUUUUUAAAUAUUUAGGAAAAUGUUCUUUGGAGUACCCCCUAGACUAUCGUUUCUCAAGCGGGGGGUUCGCAUUCUGUUGAAAAAUAAUAAAUACAAACUACAUAUAGGUACAAAAGAUUCGUUUAUUAAAGGAAUGAAUAAUUGUAGUGUUAUAAAACUAAAUUAUAAUUUUACAGUGACGGGGUCGCAAGACUGUUUUACUUAACUUUUUGUCGUUUUCGUUGGUCGCGACAUAACAAUGGUUGAGAAACGAUGCUUUAGACAUAUUGCGUUUGUUCCAUUGAUAUUUUUUAAGUAACAUUAACCCCGAUAUGGAUAUACCAAUAUUAGAAUCCAGGACGCCAUGUACCACUAAGGCGGUCGAAAUACGCAUAGCAUUAAACACUUAUUCAAAUCCUGUUAUAAUAUUUGAAACAUGGUUUUAAUUGAAUGAGAUUAUUUUAUAAAUUCACGAAAUUAACACUGCAAUGAAAAUGGAAAUAUAUUACAUGAGAUAUCAAUUUCCCAUUAUAUGAUAUCGGACCAACAUGAAUGUGAAUUCUGACAAUAUUUUGUUGAUUUUAAAAGCUUCUAUUCUUCGUUAUUCUCUACAUUAUAUUAUAAAUCUCUGUAAAAUCAAAUUUUACUGUUAAUCACUGUUAUUUUUAUAGUUCUUAUUAAACUACACUUAUGAUAAGAUUCAUAGUCCAGACUUAAUUUUUUUUAUAUAACAGGGGCUAACGGACAGUUAAGUGAUGGCCCAUUAGACACUGGCACUACCAGAAGGCUCGCAAACGCCGUACCUUUUAGGCUUUAGUACGCUCUUUUCUUGAAGUAGGUACUCUAAGUCGAAUUGGUUGAAAAUACUUCAGUGGGUGGCUGGUUCCACAUAGUGCGCGAAAAAGACAGAAAUUUCUGCCUAUCUAGACACUCUUUCCUUCAAAAGAGCGUAUCAAUUCUUAAAAGGCGGUAUCACUUAACAUCAGGUAGUUGUGGAACAACGGACAUCGAGGUGAUCGUACCAUCUAACUUGUAAUAUGAUUGAAGGAUAAUUACCAAAUUAUAUAUGUACCUACAUGAAAAAAUGCGAAUUUGAGGAAAUUUAAAUUUUAAAUCUUUUCCAUAUAAGAACGAUGUACCUCUCAAAUGACAACUCAUAAAGAUGUAAGUUUUGCAAUUUGAAAUGGUGAUUAACAGUAAUAUUGAUUAAGCAUUAUUUCUGUCUAAUUCAUACAAUUCAAAACAAUUGUAACGUUAUAGAUAAAUAAGGAUGAAAAGGAAAUGCAGACACCGCAAGCAAGAAAGUGUGACGCAUGAUUAAACGAUCGUACUUAAUCAUUAUUAAGAAUAAUAAUAGGAAAUAAACAGUAACAAUGCGAUGCCUCUGUUAGUUAACAAAAAUCUAGCAGUGGCACUCCCUCGAUGUCAUCAAACGACCCAAUAUCUAUCAUCUUCUUUCAAUUCUGUAAUUACGUGGCAAGUUUUCAGGUAUAUAAGAUCAAAGUCCUGCUGCCUUAUCAACCUUAUUUGCCUAUUGUAAUCGAUUUCUCCUUGCCGCCUUAACACUGCCAGUAGCGACAUCUCUUAGCAUUAACCGUUAACCUCAAAAUAUGUACUUGUAUGAGCUUUCUGUUCUUAAAAGCUUUUACCAAAUUUACACUUCACAAACAUAACUUAGUUGCGGACUUAUUACCAUUUAUUUGUACAACAGUUAAAGGUAUGGUAGAAAUGAAAAGAUUUGCUUAAUGGUAAUGAUAAAUGAU